Messenger RNA from Closterium sp. Yama58-4, 1488 nucleotides. The record is from the annotation of a GenBank genome assembly. Lineage: Eukaryota; Viridiplantae; Streptophyta; Zygnematophyceae; Desmidiales; Closteriaceae.
AUGGGUGUAACGAAGAGAAUUCCGGCUAAGAAGGGCGACCUUUCCAAGCGCGGGGUUACCAAGGGCGGUCUUACGAAGGACGGCGUUACGAAACGAGGCGUUAGCAGCAGUGACGAGGAGGAUGAGAAGGACGUUGGGCUAGACGCGUCGAUCCAGGCGCUGCUGCAGAAACGCCUGGAAGAACGAGGCGAGAUGUUCAUGAGCAUGUUUCAAGACGAUGAGCGUGGCGAGUCAGCCAAUGGGUCACUCCAGCCGGCUGCCAUGUCAGCAAAUACAGCAGGUCAGCAGACUAGCCGCGCAGCCUCGCAAGCAGCAGCUGCACGGGCCGUUGAUCGAAACCGAUCCAACGGCUCCACAGCAGCGGCAGAAGCACAACCAAGCACCGACACAGCCUGUCUUUUGCAACUCACAUCAGGCGGCAAGGGCAAGCGGUUAGCUGAUCGUGUGAAGGUAGAACAGAAGGAAAGAAGGUCCGUGGGGGUGAAUGGGAGUGUGUUGAGGAGUGGGAGUAGAGAUGUAAAGGAGGAGCAACAAGAGGAGGAGGGGGAUGAGGGAGAGGAAGAGGGGGAUGAGGAGGAGGAGGAGGAAGAGGAGGGGGAGGAGGAGGAAGAGGAGGGGGAGGAGGGGGAGGAGGGGGAAGAGGACGAUGAGGACGAAGAGGAAGAGGAGGAAUUAGAGGAGGAGGGUGAGCAUGAGAGUGGUCCGGAAGUUGUAGUGUUUCAGGAGGGGAGCAACCUCAAGAAGCAAGCAACACGUGUCAAGCUGCUAUUGGGCGGCCAAAUCAGCAGCAGGAAGGAGAGGAAGCUCUUUCUGUCAUCCAAGGUGGCCAAUAUAUUCAGGGAUCCCAACGCGCCAGUUGAGGAACCAGAGGGGAGGCGAAGGAGGGGGCGAGGGGUGAAGAAAGAGGAGGAGGACUUGGAGGAGAAGGAGGCGCGGCUGCACAUGCAGGAGUACAUUGCGAUUGCGAGGGAGACAGAGCGGUUGGGCGUGUCUACGAUGGAGUGGAACCAGCGCAAGCAGUGGGAGACCAACCACAUCGUGCGACACUUGGGUGUGAAGCCGCCCAAGCGCAUGAGCAUGAAUUUAGCAGCCACAGAGGGGUAUCGAUCGGUACAGAGGAAGAAGCGCCUGAGGGAACUGGAAGAGUUCAAGCUCCAUAUCUAUCAUGGUAUCGAGCUGGUAGAUUCCGCUCACGCGGAAUCAGAUCCUUGUCGUCCCGAUGGUUCUCUUCCUCUCAGCUAUAACUCUUUCGGCUUCCGGCUUCUUCGCUUAGCCUUUCCAGACUUCUCAUCUUCGCGCUGGUCAAGAGCGCAUUCUUUGCGUCGUCGCGCAUUUCCGAUUUCAACGUCGAUAGCUGAAGAGGUGGAAGCGGUGGCUGAAGAGGUGGAAGCGGUGGCUGAAGAGGUGGAAGCGGUGGCUGAAGAGGUGGAAGGGGUGGCUGAAGUGGUGGAAGCGGUGGCUGAAGAGGUGGAAGUGGUGGCUGAAUAG